GACCCGCCAGCGCUGGUCUUCGCCGAGUGGAUGUAAGGGCUCGCUGGAUCUGCUUCUUGGCCCGUGCCUUUUUCGCCCUCUUCUUGUUCCUCCCUCUCGGAUCCCACGCGAAGCAGAUCGGGCGUUCUCUUUCCUCAGGGAGGAGGAUUCUCGAUUUCUUCUUCGAUCGCAGGACCUGGUUCGGUCGGUUUACUGGAAUCUUAAUGCGUCUCGCGGCCGAUCUCCGUAUCAUCACAGUUAGGAUCUCCAUAGAUCAGUUUGAUCUGCAAUCAGAGAGGCAAUGAUCGUUUAGCGAUGUUCGAUUCUGGGAAUUCCGGCGACAGAGUUGAGGAAUUUACGAGGGGGUGUUGUUACGUGAGUAUCCGCCGAGUCGCCGCGGAAAGCAGGUGCUGCAGCAACUGCCGAUGAUUCGGUUGAGGUGAUUCCGGGGGUUUGCAGCUGGCUUUCGCUUCCUUCUCCUUUUCUGUGGGAUUGAGAUAUGAUGAAUUACUAAAGGGUUGCGAAUAGCGUGCUUGACGCAAGAUGGAUCUGUCUAAGGUUGGAGAGAGGCUUCUUACCUCAGUUAAAUCCGCGAGGUCUUUGGGGCUUCUUCCGUUUCAGUCGGAUCGUCCGGAGGUUCCUGUACGGGCAGCAACAGCAGCAGCCAUUGCUCGCGCUCUUUCAAGUCUUCCACCUCAUCAGCGACUAAGUCUUCCAUUACAUUCAGGGGAUCUCGUAUCAAUAUAUGGAGUCAAACAUCAAGAUCAACCGGUUGAAGAAUUAGAGGAAGAUUUUUAUGAAGAGGACUUUGAUCCUGUGAGGCAUAUGCUUGAACAUAUUCCAUCAGAUGAAAACGAUGCAAGUUAUUUUGAGAGAAAGGCAGCAUUGAGGUUAGCUCAAUUGGAUGUUAUAGCAGAGCGUUUAUCUCACCAUGUUAUGGAGCACCAUGAACAAAUGGUGAAGGGAAUGCAGUUAGUAAUGGAAGUCGAGCAUGAUUUGAAGAUUGCAAACGUCAUAUGCAUGAAUGGUCGCAGACAUGUUAGAUCCUCAAUGCAUGAAGUCUCGAGAGACCUUGUGGUCACUUCUAGCGCCAAAAAGAAGCAAGCUCUCUUGGACCUGCUUCCUGUCCUAACACAACUUCGGCAUGCUCUUGAUAUGCAAGUGGAUCUUGACACUCAUGUUGAGAAUGGAAAUUACGUGAGGGCAUUUCAGGUGCUUUCCGAGUAUCUACAGGUUCUUGAUGGCUUCUCAGAUCUUUCAGCUGUGCAAGAAAUGAUCCAUGGAGCUGAGGUGUGGCUGGAGAAGGCACUUCAGAAGCUUGAUUCACAGUUAUUAAGUGUUUGCCAGGAGUUUAAAGAAAAGGACUAUGUGAAUGUUGUGGAUGCUUAUGCAUUGGUAGGAGAUAUUGCUGGGCUGGUAGAGAAAAUGCAAAGCUUUUAUAUGCAAGAGGUCCUUUCAGACACUCAGACAGCUUUGAAGGAUAUUUUGCAGGAGGAUCUUAAUCUACAGGAUCCACAUAAAAGUAGGUUGACCUACAGCGAUCUGUGCCUUCAAAUACCAGAAUCCAAGUUCAGACGAUGUCUGUUGUACACACUCAAUGUUUUAUUCAAGAUAAUGAGUUCGUAUUAUGCAAUUAUGAGCUUUCGACUUGAUGAUCAGAUUCCAGCAAGCUCUUCUUGUUCACAGGAAAAUUUGCAUGUUGCAUCUAGUUUAGAUAAGCCUGAGAAGCCUGUGCAGCUGAAUGCCGCUGCCUCUGAUGUUCUUUCUCAUGCGGACCAAUCUAGCUCUGAGAUCAUAACAUAUGGUGGGGAUGGUCAUGUUAUUGCUGAUUUGUCUAACAAGCCUCAAGAUUCUUCUUCAUCACUCUGUGAUGGUCAGAGGCCUGUAGUUGAGGCCACUGAUGAUCCUACGCCUAGCAGUAGUUCUUCUUGUGAUCAGUUGAGGAAGGAAUCAGUUGCUUACAUUGCGCAAGCAUUGCAGAAAGGUCGAAGGAACCUUUGGCAUCUGACGGCAAGUCGUGUAUCUGUGUUGUUGUCAUGCUCAGCUGCAUCUUCGACAAGCACUCAUCAAUUUUUGAAGAACUAUGAAGACCUGAACUCUUUUGUUCUGGCUGGGGAAGCAUUUUGUGGAGCUGAAGCUUCUGAAUUUAGGCAAAGACUGAAGAUCGUUUCUGAAAAUUAUUUAGCAUCUCUACAUCGGCAAAGUAUUUGUGCUUUAAAAAUGGUUCUUGAGAAGGAAACCUGGCUGCAAAUAACACCUGAGACAGUGCAGAUGUUGAAUUUGGCGGGCCUUGUUGGUGAUGGGGCACCAGUUAUUGUCCAUCAUUUUGUGAAUACACCCAAGAUUUUGCAUUCCAGUGGAUCUGGAAGAGAAUCUGGACAUCUGAAAAGCGGAUUUGCACGUUGGUUUAAGAUGGGGAAUCCAUUUGACUUGAAGCAUGUGGAUGACAUAAGCUCUCCACGAAGCUAUGACAACAACAAUAAUGGAUCACAGAAUGGCAGAAUCGCCCAUGGCAAUUCUCAAAGGAAUGAGGAGGAUGUUAAUGGACCUUCAAUAGAAGAUGAAAAUGAAGAUCUUCUGGCUGACUUUAUUGAUGAGGAUAGCCAGCUACCUAGUCGUAUCUCUAGACCGUCUUAUGCAAGAAAGCACAGUGCAAACUGGGAGGGUAAUGAAAAUGGCAUACUAACUGGGUCUUCAUUGUCCCUUCUGAGGUUGAUGGAUAAGUAUGCAAGACUCAUGCAGAAGCUGGGGGUUGUGAACAUUGAAUUUUUUAAGGGAAUCUGCCAGUUGUUUGAGCUGUAUUUUUAUGUUAUAUUUGAGACAUUUGGUCAUCGGGAUGCAUUUAUUGCUGUGAAGGGUCACCCAGAGGCUCUAACUUAUCGCCUCAAGGCUGCUCUAACAAGAAUAACACAUGAAUUAUCUGAGCAGCGAAUAAGGAGUCCAAAUUCAUCAACAUCUGUUAAUGGUACAUUUGACGUUACACCAACUUGCCCCUCUAUCACAAAUCUUGCACCAAAUACAACUUUUGGACUAAAGGAAAGAUGUAACGGGGUAGAAUCAAUAUUACAGAUUGCUCAAAUUUUACAUCAAUCAAGAGUGCAUCUGCAAUCAAUGAUUUUGGAGAACAACACGGCUCUAGUCGAUGAAUUUUACAUCAAUGUGGUGGAUGCUGUUCCAGAUCUUAUAGAGCAUAUCCAUCGGACAACUGCAAAAUAUCUACUAAAUAUUAAUGGGUAUGUGGAGCGGAUUGCAAGUGCAAAAUGGGAGGUUAAGGAUCUUGGGUUAGAGCACAACGGGUACGUUGAUUUACUGCUGGGUGAGUUCAAGCAUUACAAAACAAGGCUAGCUCAUGGAGGAAUUCGGAAGGAGGUUCAGGACUUGCUACUUGAAUAUGGCCUUGACAAUGUUGCUGAAGUUUUUAUCGAGGGUCUGUCACGUGUAAAAAGGUGUACAAAUGAAGGAAGAGCGUUAAUGGCUUUGGAUCUUCAGGUACUAAUCAAUGGGUUGCAACACUUUACUUCGUUGAAUGUAAAGCCCAAGUUGCUGAUUGUGGAGACAUUUAUCAAGGCCUACUAUCUUCCUGAGACUGAGUAUGUACAUUGGGCACGUUCUCAUCCGGAGUACACUAAAAGCCAAAUUACAGGUCUGGUCAAUCUAGUCGCCACAAUGAACAACUGGAAACGAAAAACGAGAUUGGAAGUGCUAGAGAAGAUAGAAACUGGAAACUUGUAGUUGUACAUAUUGAAAAUGCCUUCUACACGUAUCUAGCCAGCUCAUUCUUUGCAUGUGUAUAGUGGUUGCUAUAGUGAAACUGUAUAUUAUUGUCCCAUAUGUUACUGUUGUAUCAUUUACAUCCAUUAUGAGAGAAAAUUUUGAAAUUUUUCUAGGUA
This is a messenger RNA of Nymphaea colorata (pocket water lily), 3869 nucleotides long. RefSeq lists its product as uncharacterized. The record is from RefSeq and is a predicted model, not a curated record. Gene Ontology annotation, molecular function: SNARE binding. The transcript has 25 exons. Gene Ontology annotation, cellular component: EARP complex. Lineage: Eukaryota; Viridiplantae; Streptophyta; Magnoliopsida; Nymphaeales; Nymphaeaceae. The coding region runs from base 523 to 3711 and encodes 1062 amino acids. Gene Ontology annotation, biological process: endocytic recycling; retrograde transport, endosome to Golgi.